Molecule: messenger RNA, 390 nt
Organism: Aspergillus calidoustus
Lineage: Eukaryota; Fungi; Ascomycota; Eurotiomycetes; Eurotiales; Aspergillaceae
Source: the annotation of a GenBank genome assembly
AUGAACGCACCAGAUAGAUAUGAAUCUUUCGUCCUUGCGAAUGGCGAAAGCAAGGUUGAAAUGGAAAUUGAUACCCGCAUUCCCUCGUCCGCCAUCUUCACCUUCAACAAGGAGGACCACACUCUCGGAAACCUGAUCCGCUCCCGCCUCAUGCAGAGCUCUCAUGUCCUCUUUGCUGCAUACAAGGUUCCUCAUCCGCUUGUCCCCAAAUUCGAACUCCGUGUUCAGACCGACGGUGACAUCACUCCCAAGGACGCUGUUAUUACUGCAUGCCAUGAGCUAGUUCGCGACCUGGGCAUUCUGUCUCGCGAGUUCACCAAGGAAUAUGAGCUACGUAAGAUGGUUGGAGCCACGCAGCAGCAGCAGAACGGUGCCUCGGAUGGUAUCUAG